This is a messenger RNA of Callorhinchus milii (elephant shark), 3771 nucleotides long. RefSeq names its product kinesin family member 23 (gene kif23). Lineage: Eukaryota; Metazoa; Chordata; Chondrichthyes; Chimaeriformes; Callorhinchidae. The record is from RefSeq and is a predicted model, not a curated record. The transcript has 23 exons. The coding region runs from base 138 to 2783 and encodes 881 amino acids. Gene Ontology annotation, biological process: microtubule-based movement. Gene Ontology annotation, molecular function: microtubule binding; ATP hydrolysis activity; ATP binding. Gene Ontology annotation, cellular component: nucleus; kinesin complex; microtubule.
ACGCGCGGCUCGUCCCGCCCGCGAAAUUUGAAUCGAGGAGAGAGAGAGAGAGACAGAGACAGGAGAAGCCGCGGCACCGACUGCCUUUUUUUUCCCCCCCUUCUCACGAAUGCUUUAAAGAAGCUCGUCGGCUCGCAAUGAUGAAGCCACCGCGUAACAGAACAAGGAGACCACUGAAGAAGCCAUCAAACAACAAUCUUACAGACCCAGUUGGUGUUUAUUGCCGUGUCAGACCCCUGAACCCAAGUGAUAAGGAAUGCUGUAUUGAAGUUAUCAACAGGGCCAUAAUACAACUUCAUCCUCCUGAUGGAAUUAAAGUCAAUAGGAAUGGGGAGUUCAAAGAGAUGCAGUAUUCCUUCAAAGAAGUAUUUGGUUUCUUUACAACACAGAAGGAGCUAUUUGACGUUGUUGCCAAGCCACUUGUGGAAGAUCUGGUUCAUGGCAAAAAUGGCUUGCUAUUUACGUAUGGUGUUACGGGGAGUGGAAAGACACACACCAUGACUGGAUCUCCUGGAGAUGGAGGCCUCCUACCUCGGUGCUUGGACAUGAUAUUUUCCAGUAUUGGACCAUUCCAGGCAAAGCGAUAUGUUUUCAAGCCAGAUGACAGGAACAGCAUGGAUGUGCAGUCGGAUGUUGAUGCUCUAUUGGAGCGUCAGAAGAGAGAUGCCCAAUCUGUCUUUCCAAAAACUCCAUCCUCCAAGCAUAGAUUUGAUCCAGAGUUUGCUGAUAUGAUCACAGUACCUGAGCACUGUAAAGCCGAAGAAGUGGAUGAGGACAGUGUCUACAGUCUGUUUGUUUCCUACAUUGAAAUAUACAACAAUUAUGUUUACGACCUUCUGGAUGAAAUGCCCCAGGAUUCAAUCAAACCAAAGUGGAACAGUUGCGGUACUCCUGUGCGGAACCCUGAGUUCAUACCGCCACAGUCUAGAAUUCUUCGGGAAGAUUCUCACCAUAAUAUGUACGUGGCUGGAUGUACAGAGGUGGAAGUGAAGUCAACAGAAGAAGCUUUUGAAGUCUUUUGGAAAGGCCAGAAGAAACGGCGUAUCGCUAACACCACACUUAAUCGAGAAUCCAGCCGCUCCCAUAGUGUUUUUAACAUCAAAUUGGCCCAGGCGCCGUUAGAUGCAGAUGGAGAUAAUGUUUUCCAGGAAAAGGACCAGAUUACAGUAAGCCAGUUGUCCCUGGUGGAUUUGGCAGGAAGUGAGAGAACCACCCGAACCAAAGCUGAAGGCAGCCGGCUGCGAGAGGCUGGUAACAUUAAUCAGUCCUUGAUGACUCUAAGGACGUGUAUUGAAGUACUGAGAGAGAACCAAAUGUAUGGAACCAAUAAGAUGGUUCCGUACAGAGACUCCAAGCUGACUCAUCUCUUUAAAAAUUACUUUGACGGCGAAGGGAAGGUUCGGAUGAUUGUGUGCGUGAAUCCCAAAGCGGAUGAUUAUGAGGAAACUCUGCUGGUCAUGAGGUUCGCUGAAAUGACUCAAGAAGUGGAAGUGGCCCGGCCAGUGGACAAGCCAAUCUGUGGCCUUACUCCAGGCCGGAGGUACAGGAACCAGGCUUUCAAGGAGGAACUGACCAGAAAAUUGGAAAUGCGAGGUGGUCCCAUCAAUGGAGUGGACCCAUCUGUUGUGGAAAUUCUCCUGCAAAGCUUCCCACCGUUGCCUUCAGUUGAACUAACCGACGUCAGUGAUGACUGUACCUUCCCACGGCUUAUAGAGUGCUUGGAACAGCGUCAUAGAAUACGUGACGAGUUAACUGAUGAGAUGAACCGAACUGCGAAUGCUAUCAAAGUAAUGCUGCAGGACUGGGAUGGCAAUUUGGUGGCAAAGGAGAGCUACAUCCACGAGCAGCAAGGGAAACUGCUGGACAGAGAUCGUAUUAUAAACGGCCAGAAGUCUGAUAUGGAGCGACAAGACAAAAAAAUCAAAACCUUAGAAUACAAGAUCGAGAUCCUGCAGAAAACCACAAACAUCUACGAGGAGGACAAGAGGAAUUUGCAGCAAGAGCUGGACGAGAGAGACCAGAAGCUGCAGCGAGAGCUGUCAGACAAGCGGCGCAUGGAGCAGAGGAUGAAUGGUGUGGUGACCGACACCAAGAUGAAAUGGGAGAAGGAAUGCGAACGUCGUGUUGCAGCCAAACAGCUGGAGAUGCAGAACAAGCUUUGGGUGAAAGAUGAAAAGCUGAAACAGUUGAAGGCCAUUGUCGCUGAGACCAAAAGCGACCGCCCGGAGAGGCCCCCGAGAGAGAAGGACAGGAAGGUUCUGGUCCGCUCGGUAUCUCCUCCUCCAGUCCCAAACACACCACCUGUUCUCCUACGACACAGAAGGUCAAACUCGGCAGGUGGGGAGCGAUGGGUAGACCAUAAGCCAUUUGGUAGCGUGGAAACAGACACUGUCCUGCAGCCAAUUGUUCCCAAUUCCAUCCCAAUGCCAGUGCCCAGUGAGAAGGCUCUGUCUAAGGGUGACAAGUACAUCUUGACACACCAAGAGCUUGCUUCGGAUGGGGAGAUUGAAACCCAACUGAUCAAGGGGGAGGUGUUCAGGACGAGAGGCGGUGGGCAAUCUGUCCAGUUCACUAACAUCGAGAGACUAACGCAAGAAUCCCCGACUGGUACAAGUAGGAAACGUAGGUCAUCACAAUCGGCUCCUCCUCAGCAAGUGGAGACUACAGAAUCGGAGUGGACAGACGUGGAGACCAGAUGCUCCGUUGCAGUUGAAAUGAAAGCAGGCGGCAACUUUGGACCCGGAUACCAGCAUCACGCUCAGCCCAAGCGCAGAAAGCCAUAGCAGCAGCGGAACCAUUGUCUGGAGGGAAUUCUGUUGUUGAGCCUUCGAGCAAGUGUCUAACGUUCUGGAACACGGCAGAAAACCACGAGUGUUUGAUGAAGAAGAGAAUUUGGCAAUGUUGAAGUAGCUGUAAAGUUUGAUCAAGUACUCUUCCUGACUGGCUAUUUAUAAUGGGUAUAUCAUACAAUCGUUUUUUUCUCUCUCUCCACCCCUCCCUUUUUGCACUGUACGGACUGUGUAUGUGUUUGCCAUUACAUGUAUGAACCCUGUUACUGUGUGGAAUAAGAUUAUUUUAUACCCGUUCCAUGUAGUUAAUCAUGAUCUUCCCUCUCCGCCCUAGUUUCCAUACCUUUGCACAAGUGGUCAGUAACACUGCAACAACAGCUGGUGACGCUGUGAAUCUGCAAUUUUGCUGUAAAAUGAAUUUUCGUAAACCUAUUUUUUAAAAAAACUAUAAAGUCCUGUCAAACAUUAAGAUCUCCAAUAAUUAUUUCCCCCACUUCCUACCCCCCCGCCCCUCCCACUCCUUCUCUCUUCCCCUCCCUCCCUGGGAUUAUAUGUAGAAAAAAAACUUUUCAGAGCUGCUGCUAUUCUUCAAUAGAGAAGAUGCACUUUAGAGACCUCUUUUGGGACGUGUGAUAUGCACGAACACAACAUCACAGCAACUCGCUUUUGCAUUAUAAGCUAAGUUUUUUUUGUUUUGUUUCUCUCUGGGAGGCUUAUUAAUGUUAAGAAUUAUUCGUCUGUCUGUCCAUCAUAACCAGUUAAACUAAUAAUAGGUUUUGUGCUUAGGGUUUUUUAAUCUGAUAAGGCCCGUAUGUAAUUGACUUUUCUACUUGUGUGCACUUCCCGUAGCUCAAAAUACGGUGAUAAUUUCAUUCUUAUUUAGUUACUUCUGCAGAUGUAUAAUGCAUAUUUAUGUACGGUGCAGCUUUUUGCAAAUCAAGUAGGGAAGAUGGAAAAAUAAAGUCACGUUCAGUAUUUCAAA